AUGAACUACCGCAACAACAACAGCAUGUCUUUCUACCAGGCCUCACCUUCUGGGGGCGGAAGUGGAAGUGGUGGUGGUGAUGGUGGAGGUGGUGAUCACCACGCUCAUCACCACAACCAUCACCAACAGCUAAACGGUUAUCAACAGCAACCGCAGCAGCAACAGCCACAGCAGCAACAGACCACAGCUUCCUACUCAAGUGGUCAUGGUGCACAGGGACGUCUGAUGCAGCAACAGCAACAGCAGCAACAGCACAACCAUUCAAUGGCCGCUCAUGCCGUUCACGGGGACUCUCAUGCAGAGCUUUCCAUGAGCUCGCCGCUCUCCGCCUCACUUCCGUCCACUUCGGGCAUUGCCUCCACGGGUGGGAACAAUAACAACACCAUCGGCAACCACCACCACAACCACCUCCUCAACCUGCCGUCCCACCUGCAGCAGCAACCAAUUGACACCAGUAACAUGCAACGCAUUCGCCGUUGGAAGAUCUUCCCCGGACGGAAUCGCUUUUUCUGCGACGGUCGCAUCAUCAUGGCCAAGCAGAUUUCCGUCUUCUACUUUACACUACUGCUGAUCAAUGCCACCUGCAUUCUUUUCUUCUACUACGACUGUCCGUACCUGGCGCAAAAGGUGAGCUGGGCCAUUCCGGUCGUCGCCGCCGUUCUCUACAUUUUUGUCAUGGGCACACUGCUGCGCACCAGUUUCACCGAUCCGGGCAUCAUUCCACGAGCAACUCCCGACGAGGCGGCUGAUGUUGAGCGUAAGUGGUUUGAGUUGACCGGUGGCAACUCGCCCAACUGUCGGCCGCCGCCCCGCACCAAAGAGGUGAUCAUCAAUAAUCAGUCAAUAAAGCUCAAAUACUGCUUCACUUGCAAAAUUUUCCGCCCGCCUCGUGCCUCUCAUUGUUCCCUCUGUGACAACUGUGUUGAACGCUUUGAUCACCACUGUCCGUGGGUGGGCAACUGCGUUGGAAAACGAAACUAUCGCUUUUUCUACAUGUUCAUCGUUUCGCUGGCCUUUCUUUGCGUCUACGUUUUUGCCUGCAUUAUCACUCAUCUAAUUCUCUUGUCCAAAGACUCCUCAUUGACAGAGGCAAUCCAAAUGUCGCCGGGAAGCAUGGGCGAAGCGGUGGUCUGCUUCUUCUCCGUCUGGUCGAUCCUCGGCCUGGCCGGUUUCCACACCUACCUCAUCUUCUCUAAUCUGACCACCAAUGAGGACAUCAAGGGCAGCUACUCCUCAAAGCGAGCNAGCGGUGCUUAA
Messenger RNA from Rhagoletis zephyria (snowberry fruit fly), 1257 nucleotides. NCBI's taxonomy places the organism in Eukaryota, Metazoa, Arthropoda, Insecta, Diptera, Tephritidae. The record is from RefSeq and is a predicted model, not a curated record.